CGAGGAGUUUGUCAUAUUUAACAAACCAAAGUAUUUUUUGGUGAACUUGAAAAAAUAUAGCACACCUUUUGGAUCUGUCCAAUAAUAUUAUUCACAGUUUUGUUUUUAGUGUACUUUUUAAGGAUAAAUGUCAAUAACACUCUUUACCCAAAGUAACUCACCUCCAAAUUAAAGUAGGGAUAUCCCUAAAAGUUUGAUACUCUUUUUCCUACUUAUGGGAAGCACGUGCAAGGAUCCUGCAAUGUGGUGUGUCGUCGACCUCUCAAAGACCGCAGAUACCGAGACCGAUGACUUGGAGGAAAUGUGCCGAUACGCGGUGAAUCUCAGCCAUGGAGAACUCAUUGACAUUGCCAUUGAUGGCUUCUGCACUAAUGAAUCGAUCCUCUAUAUUGCUAACCGGUCAGCACUACAAGUCUUUUGUUUCAGUUUCAUUACUUUUGACCUGCAAAUAUACUUCCCCGAGCUCUCGACUGAAUGCAUCAAAACCAUUGGCCUCUCUUGCCCGUUGCUCAAGUCAUUUACUUACGAAAAUUGUGAACAUCCCGGAGCGCCGUGUGAUAACAAAGCUAUAGCAGUUGCAGAGAAAAUGCAAGGUCUGUGCCGCCUUUCUCUCUUCGGGAUUGCCUUGACAGAGAAAGGCGUGCGGGCAAUACUUGAUGGUUGCCCGUAUCUCGAAUCUCUUGACUUGAGAAGGAGUUUCAAUGUCACCACCCUUGAAGGCUAUUUGGGUGGGAGGUGUAAGGAGAUUAAACAUCUAAAGCACCCUACCGACCCGAUUUCCUACUAUGAGGUCUUGCAAUAUGUUGAGGGAAAUAUGUUGUUCUUGGAUUCAAGCAGGAAUGGUUUAUGUAGAGAGAAAAGGUUGCACGGUGUUCUCCCCGAUGCUCUUUGCAUAUGCUGAUUUGAUUUUGGAUCUGAAGAAAUUUGCUUGGAAUGU
Molecule: messenger RNA, 937 nt
Organism: Cuscuta campestris
Lineage: Eukaryota; Viridiplantae; Streptophyta; Magnoliopsida; Solanales; Convolvulaceae
Source: the annotation of a GenBank genome assembly